Molecule: messenger RNA, 237 nt
Organism: Caenorhabditis auriculariae
Lineage: Eukaryota; Metazoa; Nematoda; Chromadorea; Rhabditida; Rhabditidae
Source: the annotation of a GenBank genome assembly
AUGGAUGUGAUAGGACAUGAAGUGGAGACGAGACUCUCGAGGUUGACGUCGAGGAGGCGCCUCUGCCGCCGGCGUAACCGGGCGUCGAAGGCGGCCGGACAGCUGACGGAAAAGCACAAGUGUCCAUCUCGGCAGCCCGGCGGCGGCUCACGUCCCCCCCUCGGCCCCCAUCGAUCUGAUCGCGAGCCGCUUUUCCGCUUACCGGUUUGGUCAUCUUCCGGAAAAACCGUUCCAUGA